CUCUCUUGACUCUGGUGUUGGAGACCAGUCCAGCUCGCCUGCAUUCCUCCUCUCUCCGAAGCCUGACCGAUAGAGACAGAGAAAGAAAGGAGGGAGGGAGGGAGGGGGAAGAGAAAACACGAAUUAUAAUUCACAACCGUGUUGGAUUUUUAUGAACCACGGAGUCGACUCGUUACCGGACGCGCCGACCAGAUGAGGCGACGACAAAAAAAAUAGAAAUAACCGUUAAGACAACACUGCUGCUACUGCUACUGCUGCUUCGGACCUACAACACCGAUUAAUUAAAAAGGCGUUUUUCCUCUAUAAUGACGGGACUUAGCGUUGAUGUGCCUGUGUAGGUCAUCUAUUGAAAGGCAGCUUUGGUGAAACAACCUACAGCCUUUCCACGGCGGAUAUCUCCUUUUUCUUUUUUUAAAAUGAGGAUUUACAAGAUGGCUGAUGACAGCUAGCCCCAACAAGGACAGAAAAGCGACGUCCCCUUUAAGACUAGCAGGGUAUAUUUUUGUAUUUUUAUGAGUUAAAUAUAUAAAUAUGGCCGCUUUAAUACAUAAUGAGCAUAGCCUGUAUUAGCAACGACCGUCCUUGUCGGGAAACGGUGCCUAUGUAGUGUUUAUCUGUACCUGUGCUAUGGUAGAAAAUGGUGAGGUGACGUCUGAGGUAAUUUACACGAUUUAACCGAGAUAAGGAAGUAGAUAAAUAUGUUGUUGGCUAAAGGCUGAGCUGAAUAAGGUGGAGACCAAAGUGAAGAAGAAAAGAGGCCAUAGCUGAGUAAAAAUACUGAAGAUAUUUGAUAGAUGUGUCGGAGGGGGGGGACCAAAAGGCUCUGCAACAGCAGCCAACAUUCCUGCGGAUCCUAAAACCCUUUGUUUUGUGCGCAGGAGCUGGACUCGACUAUUAAAACGAUUAACUAUGCAGUAAACAGCCAGGAAAUGAUGCCCCCGGUAUGAUUUUCCUGUUAUAAUGAGAUUAUAAGGCCUUUGUUGUCGACAGAAAACUGGUAGAAAAGAAAACUCGAGGCCUUGUCUAUGUGUGUGUGUGUGUGUACAGAUAUGCGAAGCUGUGGCCACAUAGCAGGCGUUAUAUUCAUCAAAUAGAAAUGUCGCUCUUUGUGUCAGAUUAAAGAAAAAAGGCUGGAGGCGGCCCAUGUUGUUGGUCUGACCCGUGAGGAGGUUAUUUCUUGUCUUGUAUGUAUAAUUAAAUCGUUGGUGGAGGCUCCUCGGAUACUUAUUUAUGAUUCAGCGGACAAAAGCACUGCGCUGCGUUGUGAUUAUUCAGAGAAAUCAGGCGUCCUUGAGGUCCUGAUCAAACAGAUUCAGGUUUUUAAACAACAAAAAAAUAAUCUCCGUGCGUGUGUGUGUAUGUGUGGAUAGUAAUCAGGGUGUGGACUCCAGCAGUCCUUUCUCAUGCUUUUCAUGCUUCGUUUGUUGGUCUGAAUUGGUCCACAGUCAGUCAUAAUCCGAAGCUCCUCAAGGUAAGGGCCUGAGCAGGCAGCAGAGAUCAAGUGUCUUUUCAUGUAGAUUGAUUCACCUCACGAGCAUAUAAGUAAUUAUGUAGAUAUUUAGUUCUCUGUGCCUUGUUUGCAUAUCAUGGUUUACCUGUAGCUGACAGGCGUUUAGCUUCCUGUAGGCCUAUAAACACACACAGGCUGUAAAGGCAGGCCCAGUGUGUGUGUGAUUUAGAGGAAAUUAAAGCACCGUUUACUGUAAUCUGUGUAACGUCAGCUCCUGCUGUGUGUGCUGAAAUCAGCAAGGUGUUGUCAUCAUCGCCUCAAGCCUUUCUCUGGACAAAAUUUUCUGGAAUUUGCCUUCAUGCUGCAGCAAUAAGCAAUACUUGUCAUCUGUCAGGGAGACUGGUCUAAUUUGGUCACAAGGGUUGAAGUAUAGAGUCCGGUCUUUCAGGACGGCAUCGGGGUCUGUUUUUACCUUUUUCUGAAGACUGGCUUUGAGAGUGUCAGGUUUCCUGUGAGACCUAGAGGUGUGGAAGAAGUGGGAAACAGUUAGUGUAUGCCUGCCUGCACCAUGAUGGCCUCUGACAUGGCUGAGACGUGGAGGAACUGUUUUGAGGAGGAGCUCAUCUGCCCCAUCUGCCUGCACGUGUUCUCAGAUCCCAUCCAGCUGCCCUGCAAGCACAACUUCUGCCGGGGCUGCAUCAGCGAGGCCUGGGCCAAAGACUCCUCGCUGGCCCGCUGCCCUGAGUGCAAUCAUGCUUACACGCAGAAGCCCAGCCUGGAGAAGAACCACAAACUGUCCAACAUAGUUGAGAAGUACAACGCCCUGAGCGUGGAGAAGGCCACCACGCCGGCGCUGCAGUGCAUCCUGUGCCGCCGAGGCCCCCCGCUCCCUGCGGUGAAAGUCUGCCUGCGCUGCAACGCCCCGUGCUGCCAGUCCCACGUCCAGACACACCUGCAGCAGCCGUGCUCAGCCCUGGGGCACCUGUUGGUGGAGGCAGAGGCGGUGAAGGCCUGGACCUGCCCGCAGCACGAUGAGUACAGGCUGUACCACUGCGAGGCAGAGCAGACGGCGGUGUGUCAGUACUGCUGUUUUGCCCGCUGCCACCCCAGCCACGGCCACGCCGUCACUGAUGUGGAGCUGAGACGCAACGACAUCAGACAAAGCCUGUUAAGACAGCAGGAGCGCGUGGAGGAGCGAGUGCAGGAGAUUGAGGAGCAGCUCUGCAAACUCGACUCUGACAAGUGUGUGGUGGAGGACAGGGUGUGUGAGCUGAAGGAGGAGGUGCGCCUGCAGUACCAGCGGAUGCACCAGCUCCUGGAGGAGGACCUUGGUCGGACACUGGAGGCUCUGGACCGGGCACAGUCUCGGUUCUGCCAGGAGAACGCUGCCCAGGUUUUGGCCCUGGGAGAACAGCGCCACGAGGCUCAGAAGCUGCUGAGCUCCAUCCACACAGCCUUCAGUAAGGCAGAGGAACUGAGCUUCAUGAAAAACACCAAACCUGUUAAAAUCCUCACAGACAGGUCUCAGGCAUGUGUGGGCAGCAGUCUCCCUCCUUACAAAGUCGGGAAUCUAAACUCUAAACUAUUCCUGUCUGAAAUCUCAAAAAGAGAGAAGAGCUUGAAGAGAACGCUGGAAGCUCCCCUCACCCCUCCCUCGACCUUUCUGCAGUCUGUUCCUGCGUAUCCCAGCGGUCAGAGCUCCGGCUCUGGAGCAGAGAAAAGGAAACAUUCCACUGCCUUCCCAGAGGGUAAUGGGAGCGUCGGAAAAACCACCGCCCCAGGUUUCAAGGACUCCUCCUCCUCUUCCUCAUCUUCUUCCUCUUCGUUAGCCAAGCAGCCCUACCUGGGCUCCGGCUCAGCGUCUGGAGAAGGCCAGUCUACCAAUCAGCAGCCGCUCGGCCCCUGCGGCCCGCCUCACAUCAGCGAGAGCGGCGGGACAGGAAGCGGAAGCGGCUCACUGACUAACCACCAUUCAGGCUCCGUGUUCGGCUCCUCACACUUCGCCCCCGGAGGCAGCGGGUCCUCGCACUCCUCCCAGCAGGCCGUGCUGCCUCAGUAUGGCGGCCGUAAGAUCCUGGUCUGUACGAUGGAUAACUGCUACUGCUCCGGAGUGCCCUCGGUGUCAGGCCACCGCAGCCAUCCUCCGUACCCGCGCUCGGGCUCCUUCCCCUGGGUCAGCGCCCAAGACUACCCCCCUCCCCCUGGCCUGGCCUCUGGAGGUCCGUCCAUGCAGGGCUUGGCAGUGAGGGACUGGAUAGACGCCUCACAGACACACAGACAUGCAGAUUUCUACGGGCUGUAUGGGCAGCCCUCUACAAAGCACUACGUCACCAGCUAACAGAGUAGACACAUACACAUAAACACAUACACACACACAGAUAUAGAAACAGGCACCAAAAUAGCACACCUUUACCGUCUUAUUAACUGGAAAAAAAACAAAAUGCAGUUAUACUAUACACACAUUAAAAGAAAUGUUUAUAUCCACACACAGACCUAGAGCAUGUACACACAUUCGGGGGCAGGGUUGAUCUCUUUGUGUUUUUAUUUUCUUCCUUUCUUUAUUUUCCAUCAGUGUUUCAUGUAGUGUGUUAUGCAUAAACGUAAAAUGCAUAAACAGCCAACAACCGCUAACUCUGGCACAACUCGGCCUAAGAAGAGAGGAUGAGCUGCGUCUUUUUUUUUAAAUUAUUUAUAGAGCAGAAGGUGGAUUGAUAGAAAAUGAACUUUUUAAUAGAGAAUCUUCUCAUGCCUUCAUGGCUUCUCACUGAGGCUAAAGGGAAAACAGAUAAUACUGUGCAGUGUUGAGCUUUUCCAGUUUAGCGCCUCAUGUUUCUUUGAUAUAACCACCCCUCCAGUUGUACUGAGGUCAGUUGCCUUAUGUUAUUAGUGUCAUGUUUUUUCUCUGCCCACCUGACUUUGUUUGAUAGAUCCUUUUAAAGAGGGACCAUGGUCCCUUCGUGUCUUUUGAUUUUUGUCAUCAUGGCAUUUCUUCCUUUCUUUGCUGAGUUCAGGGAUGGAUCGUACGGCUUGAACACAAAACGCUCUUCCAUGGAACACCCACAACGCACUUGUGGACGCCUUGUUAUGCCUGGACUACAGAUGCUGACCCACAGAGGGACACUAGAGCUGCGUCUGAAGGGCCGGUUGACCCAGGCCCUCUUGAGUUUCUGGGAAUUUGGGCGCUUAAUCCUAGCACUCCCUUCCUGCUGCCAGGCUUCCCACAGGACAGAAAAUCUUCUGACAGAGACUGUUUCCAUUUAGUAGUUACUAUGGCUUUGUGUUAUUUGGUACAACCAUAGGUUUCAUGUUUGUCUAGAGAGACUCUGAUUUUAGAGAAAAGGGCAAGACAGGACAGACCAAACCAAUCAAGCAUCUGGAGGAUCUGAUGAUGCUGUAAUUGUACUUCCUGCAGGGCAAAGAUGUCACUUCCUCUCAAUAAGCACACGAGCUCUUGGCUUCCUGUUUGCAGCUGAAAGCAUGCAAGGAAGAGUUUUUUUUAAAGCACUCAAAUAGAAGAACAGUGAUGGAAACAAAAAAAACUGUAUGCAGUUUUAAAACGACGAGUGUAUGAAAGAAAAGAGCGGUGGGAGGAAUUUUUUUCAUGAACUUUUUCUAAAAGAAUGAGACUGGACUGUGAGAUGUAAGCAAUGGUUCAUCAUCCUAAAAAGGAGCUGUUACAACAGUCAACAUAAAGAGAAAAAAAACAACAUAAAAGUAUCUUUUUUUGUAAAUAUUUUGUGAAAUGGAAAAAUUACAGACGUGAUUUGGAGAAGGGUUCCAAAUAAACAAACAAAUUUAAA
Molecule: messenger RNA, 5250 nt
Organism: Lates calcarifer (barramundi perch)
Lineage: Eukaryota; Metazoa; Chordata; Actinopteri; Centropomidae
Gene: trim8b
Product: tripartite motif containing 8b
Exons: 5
Coding region: 2004-3788 (594 amino acids)
Source: RefSeq, a predicted model, not a curated record